Molecule: messenger RNA, 657 nt
Organism: Eucalyptus grandis
Lineage: Eukaryota; Viridiplantae; Streptophyta; Magnoliopsida; Myrtales; Myrtaceae
Product: putative protein TPRXL
Exons: 1
Coding region: 1-657 (218 amino acids)
Source: RefSeq, a predicted model, not a curated record
AUGAUGAAUCGCAGCCUUAACCCUAGGGACCAUCCAGAGACCUUCCAAAUCAAGCAAGAUGGCAAGUUCUUCUCUAGGCUCUUGUCUAGGGAAGGCUCCGUCGCGAACACCUCCUCCCGCCUCCCCUACUAUGGCGGGGCCGCCCGCUCGGUGCCCUUCACUUGGGAGUCCCAGCCGGGGACGCCGAAGCACGCCUUCUCCGACGCCUCUCUCCGUCCCCUCACGCCUCCUCCUUCCAUCUCCACCCCUGUGCUCACCGGUUCCAGCUCCUCCUCGCAGGGCCGUCAUCGCAAGCGGAACUUGUCCAUGAGCGCCGCUUUCUCAAGGUUCACCUCUAAAAGGUCCCAUCGUGCAUCACCGUCAUCAUCGGUUUCUUCAGGGUCGACAUCGUCGUCGUCUUGGUCAUCUUAUAACUCUUCCCCAUCCACUUCGAGGUUCCGUAUCCAUCGCCAUUUUUUCUCUUGCUCGGGAUCUUCUAUGCUUUAUGACAAUGAAGAGAUUGGCGACGAGAAAGAAGAUGGCUACGGAUCUCCGGAUUUGACGCUGAGCUUCGGGGAGAGGAGGGAAUACUCAGACAAGUUCAGGGGUUGCUAUUCAAUGGGGAACGUGAAGAAGAGGUUCUUGUCCAUCUUAGGGCAAAGACAAGGUACUUAUUGA